Ceutorhynchus assimilis (cabbage seed weevil) is the source of this 1054-nucleotide messenger RNA. The record is from the annotation of a GenBank genome assembly. Lineage: Eukaryota; Metazoa; Arthropoda; Insecta; Coleoptera; Curculionidae.
UUUUGUCAAAAUUUCAAAAUCUGCCGGAGCUGUAAAAAUUGUUGGUUAUGUCUGAAAAUUUGAGUGUGAAAAAAAUUCCAAUCAAUUCAUUUAUAUUAUUUUAGUCGUCCUCUAGUGUUCUCGAAUAAAAAUUGUAUAAAAUAACCAUGGGGAACACCAUAUCAGCAGCAGACAAGGUCGCCGCAGAAAUUCUCAGUCCCAACGGACCCAUGAAGAAACUCUCUAAUGAAAUUGAAAAAAGUCAGACUCUCCACCGGCACACAUUUUAUCGGAGCAAUUACAUUGAAGUUCCAGAAGAAUGUCCUAUGCACGAAAAGCAACUCAGUGCUUUAGAAUGUCCAAUUCAACACGGAAAAAAUGAUGUCAAUCCUUUGAAUAUGAUGGGUCUAGCUGACCAAAACCCUUCACCUGGUCAACCGUUUCCUUUAUCAAAAGACAGACAACUUUCCACAAUACCAAAAGCCAUUUGGGAGGAAGGAGAGAAUCCUUUUUGGCUUUAUCCUAGUGCACAAAUGUUUUGGAAUGCCAUGCUAAGAAAGGGCUGGAGAUGGAAAGAAGAAGAUAUAAGCCCGAAAGAUAUGAAUGAUAUAAUUAACAUUCACAAUGCAAAUAACGAACAGGCAUGGAGAGAGGUAUUGAAAUGGGAAGCUUUACAUGCUGACGAGUGUAUGGAUCCGAGACUAAAAAGUUUCGGAGGAAGAGCAACAGAUUACAGUCCAAGGGCUCGAAUCAGGUAUCUUAUGGGCUAUGAACUACCAUUCGACAGGCACGAUUGGAUUGUUGACAGGUGCGGCAGAGAAGUACGUUACGUAAUUGAUUAUUAUGAUGGUGGAAAAAUGAAUAACAAGUAUCAGUUUGCUUUGCUGGAUGUUAGACCAGCAAUGGACAGUUUUGAGAACGUCUGGGAUAGGAUGAGGGUAGUUUGGUGGAGAUGGUUGUAUUCUGAUAAAUAAAGUGUUGGACAGUGGAAGUAGUUUUCGUUUCGUUCUAUAUAGUUAAAUAUUCGUAUGUUAUUAUUUAUUACAUUAAUAAAUUAUUCUUUGAAAAUAUAUAC